Messenger RNA from Pneumocystis jirovecii RU7, 1758 nucleotides. RefSeq names its product polynucleotide 5'-hydroxyl-kinase. The record is from RefSeq and is a predicted model, not a curated record. Gene Ontology annotation, biological process: cleavage in ITS2 between 5.8S rRNA and LSU-rRNA of tricistronic rRNA transcript (SSU-rRNA, 5.8S rRNA, LSU-rRNA). The transcript is spliced from 4 exons. Gene Ontology annotation, molecular function: polynucleotide 5'-hydroxyl-kinase activity. Gene Ontology annotation, cellular component: nucleus. NCBI's taxonomy places the organism in Eukaryota, Fungi, Ascomycota, Pneumocystomycetes, Pneumocystales, Pneumocystaceae. Bases 1 to 1758 code for a protein of 585 amino acids.
AUGUGCAAAAUUAUAACAAAAGAAAACAUACAAACUAUAUUAAAACCAGGUAUUAGAAAACAAUUCAUAGAUAAAAAUGGCAGUAUAAUUGAAAUUUUCGGAUUCUAUAAAGAAGAAAAACUUGUUCUUCAAGGAUUUUAUGAAUUUAAAGUAAUAAAAGGAUUAGUCUCUAUAAUGUCAUCAACAUUUGACUCUUCUAAUACUUCAAAUUGGUAUCGUAUAUUUAGUCCAUUAACACAUUCGAUACCAAUAAUUUUAUCAAUAUCAUCAAAUAAAAAUACAACAGAGGGAGAUUAUUCUAUAUACUCUAAAGAGAUAACCUCUUUCAUACAAACUCUAGAUAAAUUUGUAGAAUCUAUCAUUUUUGUACGAAGUUUUAACUGUAACUUAAAGAAAAUUGAAAUUUUUUUCCCAUUUACUAAAGAUAUAUGGGGAACAAAAGAAAAAAACAUGAAAAACACUUAUAAUAUAGUUGAUAAUUACACAAAUUUCCCACUAUUAAAUAUUCCUAAGUCAUGGUCAUCUACAAUAGAUAUUAUAUAUUCUUCAAAUUUCAAUAAAGAAACAGUAAGAGUUAUAGUAUGUGGACCGAAAUCAUCUGGAAAAUCAACAUUUGGUAAAAAUUUAAUAAAUAAAUUUUUAACUCAAAAAUACAAUACACAUAAAACAAUCAAAAAAAUUAACUAUGUAGAAACAGAUCCAAAUCAACCAGAAUUUUCACCGCAUGGAUUGAUUUGUUCACAUUUUAUUGAAAAUCCUAUUAUUAAUCCACCAUUUACUCACUGUACUCUUCCAUCACUUUUAAAAGCACACUUUCUUGGAAAUACUUCACCACAAAAUAAUCCAAAGUAUUUUUUAUUGUGUAUUAAUGACAUAAUUAAUGCAUGCGAACGCAAUAUUCCCACUAUUAUUAAUACACCUGGAUGGACUAAAGGUAUAGGCUUAGAACUCUUAAGUGAGAUCAUAAAUUUAUCAAACUGUACACAUAUUAUAUAUAUUGGCUCUGAAACUAAUUUCGAAGCUUUUGAUAUUAAAUUAACUCUUCCAUCAUCCGUUAAACUUUAUACUCUUCCAUCCGUUCAGGAUUUUUUCAAUACAUGUGAAACAUUUAAAAUUAACACAUCUGAUUUGAGAAUACUAUCUAUAAUAUCAUAUUUUCAUUCGAAAAAUACAUCUGGAAGUAAUUAUAUAGAAUGGAAAUUUAAUUCAUCUCUUUUAAAUAUGAAGCCUUGGGUAGUAAAGUAUGAUGGGAGUUUAACUGGAAUUGAUGCAAUAUCUAUUUUAGAUGCUACAAUAGAACCAGACAAUUUUUAUUAUGCUAUAAAUGGAACUAUUAUGGCUUUAAUAGCAAUAGAUGUUAAAGAAAACAAAAAUAUAUGGGAAUCUCUUAUUAUUAAAUCUAAGGAUUUUUUGCCAACACUAAAUCUAGAAAAAAAUCCCAUUGACCCUAAACAUAGUCAAUGUUUAGGCCUUUGUAUUUUAAGAGGAAUAUCUAGAGAAUCUAAAGAACUUCAAAUUCUAACACCUAUUAACAUUCUUAUUUUAAAUGAAUAUUUGAACUCUAAAAAAAAACUUAUUCUAGUCCGAGGAAGCAUAGAAUUACCUACACCUCUUAUGCUUAAUUACAAAGAAGACAAUAUUGCUGAAGUCGACUGGAUUAAAACACCCUAUCUAAGUAUGGAAAAUGGAGGAAUAGGUUCAAAAACGUGGCAUCCUAGAAGAAAUAUAGAACGUACAACUAUGCGCAUGCAAAACUAA